UUCAAGGGGUGGGUCUGUCACUGACAGACCCACCCCUUGGACUUGCCUGUGCCUGAGUCACUGGUGAAGCUCUAAUUUUCUGCAUAAGAAACCUGAAACCGUGGAAAGUUUCAUACAACUUUGAUACCUAAUACAAGAAAAUCUAGUGAAAGUAGUUGUCUCUAAGAACAUCUUAACUUAAGCUUGCUGGAAGCCUGAUAUAUUAAAAGGUUUGGAGGGCUUUGGUAAAUUUUGGUCCAUUGAUCUUGCAUAUGAUAAUGAUCAUUGCAGUUUAUUGCAUUGCAUUAAUUCUGUCUGUUGGUUUUUGGGCAUUUAAUUAUGCAAGUCUUUGGAUGUUUGGAGAUGUUUCAGAGACAUGUUCGUCGGUGCGCUGGAUCGCGGCGCUGGUGGUGCCGGUGGCGAUUGCCCACCACGGCCUGAGGAAGGGCAGCCUGGACAGGAGCGGCGCCGCCGCCGGGUUUUUAGUCGGCUUUUUGCUCACUCUGGCCAACUGGACGUUCCUGGCUAUGCUUCUCACAUUCUUCCUCUCAUCAUCGAAGGCGACCAAGUUUAGGAGUAAGCAAAAACAAAAGUUUGAAGAUGAUUUUAAAGAAGGCGGGCAGCGCAACUGGCGCCAGGUGCUCUGUAACGGCGGAGCGGCUGCUCAGUUCGCCUGCCUCUACAUGAUCGAGUGCGGCUGCCACGAGCACCCGAUCGACUUCCACGAGCACUUCCACAGCUCCGUGCUCGCCCUGGCGGUGCUUGGGUCGCUGGCGGCGGCUAACGCAGACACGUGGGCGUCCGAGCUGGGGACGGUUCUGGCGCGGGGUCAGCCGCGACUCAUCACCAACCUGCGAAAAGUGCCCACCGGCACCAACGGCGGCGUGUCGUUGGCCGGGACGCUGGCCAGCCUGCUGGGCGGCGCGCUGGUCGGGCUGGCCUGCUGGCUGACACAGCUGGCGGCGCUGGGCGACCGCUCGCUGGCCACCCGGCCGCCCCAGUGGCCGCUGGUGACCGUCGGACUGCUGGCCGGACUGCUGGGCAGCACCGUCGACUCGCUGCUGGGAGCCACGCUGCAAUUCUCGGGUGUGACCGAGAAGGGAGUGGUGGUGGAGCGUCCCGGGGCCGGUGUGCGUCCCAUCAGCGGCCGCCCGCUGCUCGACAACCACUCAGUGAACCUGCUGAUGACCAUCGUCACUGGGUGUCUGACGCCGCUGCUGGCGCACGCCCUCUGGCCGGCCGGACUCCACUGACGGGCGCUGAGGGAAUACUGCUGAUGUAGCACUCAGCUGAGGGAAUGCCAACAUUGACGGAUCUUCAACGGGAUGUUGACGAGUGACGUAACUGACGGAACACUGACGGAACACACAAAACACUGACGGAACACACAGAACACUGACGAAACACUACUGAUACACCACUGACAGAACAUCAACAAAACAUUGACGCAACACUGACGUAACAUGACUGACGUAUCACUGACGUAACACCGCUGACUGACACUCUGAUCGGGUACUGACUGAGCACAGGCAGAGGCUAGGUUACCUCAGCCUCUUCGCUUGACAGCUGGUAAUGGCCACCGACAAUGGACACCGACAUGCGUUACUGAAACUGACCCUGACACUGAUUCGUGUAAUGGUACCAUGCACCGAGGCCGUGUAACCGACUCGCCCGCCGUAAGAUAUCCCCCUGUCCGUUUAUGGCAUAUUAUGAUAUUCAUGCUUGUUCGGUGGUAAUACCGACACGUUAGCACUGCGAACCAUCAGAUCAACUAUAGGUAGUGGGCUGUAGGGAUAGAUGGUGUGUUUACUUAGCAUUUAGUGUCCCAUCAUUGUAAUAACACCUGUGUCAGGUUUUAUAUAUUUUCAGGAAUUAGUUGGAACACGAUGAGCAUGAAGCCUUCCAACGCCCAUAAGCUAGUUGUUUUGGUAAGUGCGAUACUUGCUAAGCGAUACCGCUAACUCCGUGGACUGUCCACACACCGCUGGACCCCACGUUCGGAGUUUUACGGGAUGGCUUCCUCCCACAAUGAUUGUAGUUUACACCAGCGUUCCCAUUGAAUGGUAUUCGCUUCCACCGCUCCCUGCCUGAGUGGCGCGAGAUCUAUAGUAGUAGUGCACGUCUUAGUGUGACAAUGCGACUCAAAUGAUAGUCUUUCUUAGUACGACCCUCCCCUAAGUCGCUUUUCAAAGGAUCACGAGAACCGUCGUUAUGGAAAGGUCGCUCCAUCAUUUUUUAAUCGAUCGUAAUUUCGCUGAAUAAUGCCCAUGAAGAACAAUAAAGCGAUGGUUGCUCGUCUUAAGCAGAGCGUAAGAAAGGGUAGCAGUAUUUCAGCAAUGGCCUAUUCAUUUUUUUCGAUGGUAUCAGUGAUACCAACGAUAAUUGAUAAUCAGUGAUCAACAUUGAUUAUAAUUAUUGUUAGUGGAUGGGUGUAGCAUUAGGGGAGAAGCAUCAAAACCAACUCUAGCCGGGACUAGCCGGAACUAGAGGAUCCGUCUGCUUGUUUUCGAUACAUAUGUUUCAUUUGUCUGCUUCGGCUGAGUGCAAUGUUUCUGCUACAUAUGGGUGGUAUUUUGUUAUGCGUUUUUCGACCCUUGGGAUGAACGUUGUAGCUGUAUAGUGCUGGUGUCAUCUGAUUACCUUUUGUUCACUGCCUUGUUGGUGGUAAGUUUUAUUGUUAUCCUAUACCUAUGGAAAGGCGGAGAAUACACGAUCACUGCUUCACG
This is a messenger RNA of Amphibalanus amphitrite, 2705 nucleotides long. Its product is annotated as transmembrane protein 19-like. Gene Ontology annotation, cellular component: membrane. The record is from RefSeq and is a predicted model, not a curated record. Lineage: Eukaryota; Metazoa; Arthropoda; Thecostraca; Balanomorpha; Balanidae. The transcript is spliced from 8 exons. Bases 252 to 1232 code for a protein of 326 amino acids.